This is a messenger RNA of Vitrella brassicaformis, 1716 nucleotides long. Lineage: Eukaryota; Vitrellaceae. The record is from the annotation of a GenBank genome assembly.
GGCGAUAGUAUAUUCUGUCCGAGACCGUCAGCGCCCCCGUAUACCCACCAGUGCCGGAAUCGUAACGCGACGCUGCCGAACGACCGAUAGCGGGCGUACUCUGACGAAUCCGUGACCGACAGACACACUCACCGCCACCGACAGACGCGCCGACUACCGAUGAGACCGACGCACCGACCACCGAUAGACACACCACCGCCAGUACCGAGACGACGCACACCGAGCUGAUCGCCUCUUCACGUGCAACCGUCUGUGUCCGUUCUGGUUUUUGUGUUCUUCAGUGAGUGAGCGGCUGAGGCGUUUUUUCGACAGCCACAACAGGAAGGGACUCCCGCGAGACUUCGCGCACGACUGGCUCAACUCGCUCGACGUGCCCCGCGACAGCACCGAUUGGGCCGUCGGUGACGCCGUCUGCAACCUCCGCGAGAGGAACUGCAAGGCCAAGCACGCGCUCGACGCGCUCUUCGACUACCUCGGAGAGCCCGCCAACUCCGAUCUGCGCAGCGACGUCGAGCACUGGUAUUAUCAAGGCGAGAGAUUCUCGUGCGACAUCGGGCGUGACAUCGAGAGGAAGUACGGCGUGCCGCGGGAGAGGAACACCUUCAAGCCGGUGGGUGGGUUUGAGCCGGUGAGACGCCGACCCCAAUACGACCGUUUCGAGCCGUACGGAUCCCGCAGCAGCACCCCUGCCGUCGCAACCUCGUCCAACUCGUCGGUGUCGCUGACGUCCAACCCGGCCACCCAGCAGCAGCAGCAGUACCAGCAGGCGCCCGUGCAGCAGCCGCCCCAGGAGUUCGUGCAGCAGCAGCCCCAGGAACAGCAGCAGUACCAGGAGCCGCCCCAGGAGCAGCAGCAGGCCGUGCAGGGCGUGGUGCAGCAGCCGCCCCUUACACCACCCCCACCACCAACACCAACGCCAACGCCUACACCUACCCCAACCAAACAGGCUACCCGGACCACAACACUAUCCCACUCCCGAGCCACAACACCACCCCACCCCACACUGACACCAUCGUCUACACCAGACCGGCCCGCACUGUAGAGGAGUAUAAUGCCGCCAGCGAAGCCGCCCCGCCCGGCCAGUACUUCGUGGGUGUCUUCGUCAACGACAGAGCUACGUACGCCCUCAAGUAGAGGCCGAAGGGUGACGAAAGGAAUUGGGAAGGGUGGGAAGGACGUGUUUAACCAGUCAGGCAAGGGCACGUGGGUCGUGUAAUUCGUUCUGGUGAGUGGACGUGCCACUCGGUUGUAGUGGCAGUGUUGUAUCGCUGAGUGAGUGACCGACUGAUCAUUGGCCGAUUGACCGACUGAGUGAGUGACCGACUGACCAUUGGCCGAUUGACUGAUUGACCGACUCGUGCGAGUGAGCAAGUGCGUGUGAGCGACCGAGCGACCGGGCGUUGUGAGUGAGGCGAGGCUAUUUUGUGCUUCGUGUGGUCGGAAGGGAUCGUGUAGUGGGUACUCGCAGUGUUUAUACGUCGAGCAGAAAACGGCGCUUAUUUGUGCGCCUGUGCCGACUGCCUCUCCUUAUCUCUCUACUCGCAUUGAAUGGAUAUUUGUGUAUUCGCAUCAGUGGCUAGUCUCGAUCGAUAGUUCGACCGGAGUACUUAUCUGUGUUGGGAUUGGGUGAGUGAAGGAAAAUGGGAUGGAAACGUAGCGUGUGUGAGACAGUGACAGACCCGAGCCGUACAUUCGUGAAAGCAGCUGAGUAUCGUG